AUGUGUUUGCCAUUUUUUUCUAAGAAUGAAGUAACUGGAAGUGGAGUCGGUGAAGGAAGAGGAGAAAGAUUUGUUCUUGGAACCGAAAAAGACCUAAAUGAGAAUGUUAAAAGGGAAACGAAAAGGAGAUCAGGACUAUUUAGGGAGUUGACACAGCAGUUGGAACACGUUCAACCAAGAAACAGGGAUGGAGAACUGAGGGAGAUGACACAGAAGUUGAAUAAUGUUCGUAGGCAACUACAAGAGAGAGAUGAACAACUAUCAGAAAAAGAUCGCCAACUAAGAGAGAGAAAUAAACAACUCAGUGAGAAGACACAGCAGGUGACAAAUACUGAAGGGCAACUAAAGGAGAAAGAUAAACAACUGAGAGAGAAGACACAGCAGUUGACUAAUGUUCAAGGGCAACUACAAGAGAAAGAUAAACAACUGAGAGAGAAGACACAGCAGUUGAUAGACGUCCGGAGUCAACUACAAGAGAGAGAUGGACAACUGAUGGAGAAGACACAGCAGUUAACAAAUACUCAAGGGCAACUACGAGAGAAAGAUGGAGAACUGAGGGAGAAGACACAGCAGUUGACAAACGUCCGGAGAGAUGGACAACUGAGGGAAAUGAGGAUUCAGUUGAUUGAUCUCCAGAGGCAAGUGCAAGAAAGAGAUGGACAACUGAGGCGGAUGACACAACAGUUGACAAAUACUCAAGGGCAACUACAAGAGAGAGAUGGAGAACUGAAGGAGAAGACACAGCAGUUGAAAAAUGCGGAAGAACAACUACAAGGGAAGGAUGAGGAGGUUUCUUCCUUAGAGAGCCGGCUGGAGGAAAAAGAACAGCAGGUAGACGAACUAGAAGAGUUCUCUUAG
Messenger RNA from Pocillopora verrucosa, 858 nucleotides. The record is from RefSeq and is a predicted model, not a curated record. NCBI's taxonomy places the organism in Eukaryota, Metazoa, Cnidaria, Anthozoa, Scleractinia, Pocilloporidae.